AACCUGCCCACCUGCUUUAUGCCAACUCACCUCCAGAGGCAGCAGAGAGCCCUGCGUUUUCUGGCACAGGCUCUGCCCCUCUGGUCGCCGGCUCUCCCACUCCGUUUGGCGCAUCUCCUGGCUCUGCGACCCUGCUCGAGCUGCACCUUUACUGGCCUCAACGUCUCAACUGCUGUUAUUCGGCCAGCGGGGUUCCAAGACAACGGAGCCAUGUUCUUUCUUCUGGUCCUUCUCACGGGACUUAGUGGUCUGCAGGCAGGCCCCCAUCCUCAUAAAAUAUUUCUGCAGACCACAGUUCCUGAAAAGAUUUCAUCUUCUGACACCAAAAAAGAUCCAGAAAACAAUGUUGCUUAUAUGAUUACGAUAAAUGAAAAACCAUAUUUUGUCUAUCUCACAAAGCAAUCAUUUUUAUCAUCAGUUUCUGUUGUUUAUUCUUAUGACCAAAACGACACCCAGAAGGCUAACCCUUUGUUAGAUCAGAUGGAUUGCAGUUACUAUGGAUAUAUUGCAGGCUUUCCAAAUUCUGUUGUGUCACUCAACACUUGUUCAGGACUCAGGGGAACGUUGCAGUUCAAAAACGUCUCAUAUGGAAUAGAACCUGUGGCGACUGAAUCAGAAUUUGUGCACAUGAUCUAUGAAGACAAAGGUUAUGACAUUAACCUUCCUCUUUUAAGAGAAAAUGACUUUUACAGUUAUAAUACUUCAGAGUUUCACUAUGGAAAAAAAUCAGAAGUACAUUUGUACUGGAAUUUUCCUAAUAGCACCUAA
Phyllostomus discolor (pale spear-nosed bat) is the source of this 768-nucleotide messenger RNA. RefSeq names its product disintegrin and metalloproteinase domain-containing protein 5-like. Lineage: Eukaryota; Metazoa; Chordata; Mammalia; Chiroptera; Phyllostomidae. Bases 19 to 768 code for a protein of 249 amino acids. Gene Ontology annotation, biological process: binding of sperm to zona pellucida; cell adhesion. Gene Ontology annotation, cellular component: plasma membrane. The record is from RefSeq and is a predicted model, not a curated record. The transcript is spliced from 7 exons.